Nymphalis io (European peacock) is the source of this 1365-nucleotide messenger RNA. Its product is annotated as protein rolling stone-like. Gene Ontology annotation, cellular component: membrane. The coding region runs from base 124 to 1053 and encodes 309 amino acids. The record is from RefSeq and is a predicted model, not a curated record. Lineage: Eukaryota; Metazoa; Arthropoda; Insecta; Lepidoptera; Nymphalidae. The transcript has 6 exons.
GUGCAUGUGCUGCACACGCCCGCCUCGACUCGCCCACAUGACCAUUUACGAUCUAAUAAGCCUUACUUUAAUAGUUUUACGAUUUCAACUUGACCAAAAUAAAACUCAUGUUCAGCUGUAAUUAUGUGCAAGCAUUUGGUGUUAGUUCCCUUGGACACGAGUGAGUCUGCGAUGAAAAAGACGUGCAAGCCAGCAAUGCUGGGCAGGAUCUGGCAAGCUAGCCGGCGGGCCUUGAACUUGGAACAUUCUCCCCCCCAAGUAUUCGCUUGUAGUCAGUGGCAGAAUGGAUCACAUCCAGUUACAUCCUAUUUGGUGUACAGGUGGCUACUCUUCCUCACUGUCCUAUCUAUUGGAAUAUCAAGUUUCGCCUGUCAACGUCUCCCACGGCUGUACAAGGGGCCGAAGGUGGAACUGAAUUACUUCAAGUGGUUCAUAUACUUCACCAACUGGGGCUACUUACUCAUCGUAGUGCAGGCAGGUCUUGCGCUUGCUGUGGUCCAUCGAUACAAAUCACAAAGAUCGUUUAAUAUACCAUGUGAAGAUGAGGAGAUCCCGAUGCCUCGUCGUCAGAGGACACCGUUGCUGUGUCGUUCGUACUGGUUAGCUCACACCGUCGCAACUGACCUGGCUUUCGUCAUCACGCUCAUCUAUUGGACGUUGGUGCAUGAUCCUAAAAUCCAUGAAAUCAAUACCCUCAAUCUACUGGUUCACGGCGGCAAUUCACUUGUAAUGCUGUUGGAAUUAUCCGUCACUGCUCACCCAGUACGCGCUGCGCAUGCAUUGUUCGGCGCCGGCGCGGGCCUCGCAUACGGUGUCUUUAGCGGCUUCUACUGGGCGGUUGGGGGUACCGACAGAAUUGGUCUUCCGGCUAUAUAUCCAGCUCUUGAUUGGAAUAAACCAGCAUCAGCUCUGGGCUUCGUAGCACUUUGCGCAGCGGUGAUGAUGUUCGCGCACGGCGUGGCAACCUGUCUUGCUUAUGCUCGCUCACGGCUGGCUGCGAGACUGUUGCCCGCCCGCACUCGGGCCGACCGACUCACGCUACCCACGCACUGAGGAUCGAGAAAACGUAGAUACCGCGUAAAGAACUACAGGAACGCUUACAGUUAUAGGUUUUAGGGAGUAAGUGUAAAUUCUUAAAUUACAUUCCUUUAAGGAUUGUUGUGAAAACGUUUGCUGAGCGAUGAACUAUUUUAAAAAUAGUGUGGAGUGAUAAUGAAAUACGGUUUCAGCCGGUUUUAAUGACUUCCAUGACGUGUUAAUUUUAAUAACCAAAACAGUGAAAAUAGUAAAUUAGAAUAACUGAAAUACAAAACUUAUAUUAAUCGAAUGCCUAAAAUGUGUGUACUAGUUCUAUGAAUGCUUCUU